This is a messenger RNA of Mucor mucedo, 2634 nucleotides long. RefSeq lists its product as uncharacterized. Gene Ontology annotation, molecular function: histone H3K36 methyltransferase activity; protein binding. The record is from RefSeq and is a predicted model, not a curated record. Bases 1 to 2634 code for a protein of 877 amino acids. The transcript is spliced from 7 exons. Gene Ontology annotation, biological process: regulation of DNA-templated transcription. Lineage: Eukaryota; Fungi; Mucoromycota; Mucoromycetes; Mucorales; Mucoraceae. Gene Ontology annotation, cellular component: nucleus; chromosome; chromatin.
AUGAACAAUGUCACAGAAAGAAGACGAUCAGUAGAUUCAUUUGACCGAGCCUUCCCCGAAAAUAUUCAAGACAACAGCAGUCAAGAUGAAGAAGAAGACGACGACGACGAUGAAGACGAUCAAGAGUCCGAACUUGAUAUUAUGGGUGAUUCUUCCCAAGAAUCUGAUCAAGAAGGCCACCAAAGACAGCCUUAUAGCACCUCCUCAAACCUGUUCGAAUUCCAUUUUGAAUUUGGCUCUAAACGUCCACCAACCACAACUUUUAUACCAUCCGAAGAUGAGCAAAAUUCAGAUCGGGAAGACCAGGAUGAAGACCAAUCCGACCAUGAAUGGGAGAAAGAGGGUAAGUCACGUUACCCAGUAUCCCUUAUAUUGCAACUUUCUAGUCUAACCUUUUUACUCUUCUUUUCUUUUUAUGUUAUGGAAGAUACUAAACAGUUCCCGUCUGCAACUGAUGAAGCUUUACAAGUGUAUGAGAACAUUUCCGCUAAUAUCUACAUUGGUUCAGCAACAGGUCGAUCAAUGGCAGAGGAAUCUAUGCCAUGUGAAUGUAAAUACGAUUCAGAAUUAGACAACCCUUCUGAAGCUUGUGGGGAUGACAAUAUUUGUAUUAAUCGCAUGAUGUUCAUGGAAUGUAUUGUACAAGAUUGUCCUUGCGGAAGGUUAUGUCAGAAUAGACGAUUUCAGUUAGGUCAAUAUGCUCCAGUGGAUGUUAUCAAGACCGAGAAGAAAGGAUUUGGUUUGAGAGCACUCGCCGAUCUUCCUUCUAAUUGCUUUAUCAUGGAAUAUAUCGGUGAGGUGAUACCACAGACAGAGUUUAUAAGAAGAACGAGGGAAUACGAUGCCGAAGGAUUUAAACAUUAUUAUUUCAUGACACUUAAAAACGACGAGAUUAUUGAUGCCACUAAAAGAGGUUGCUUGGCAAGAUUUAUGAAUCAUUCUUGCAAUCCGAACUGCGUUACACAGAAAUGGGUUAUUGGCAAAAAAAUGCGAAUUGGUAUAUUCACGAGUCGUCCAAUAAAGGCAGGUGAAGAAUUAACAUUUGAUUACAAAUUUGAACGUUAUGGUGCUAUUGCUCAAAAAUGUUACUGCGGUGAACCGAGAUGUAAAGGUUUUAUUGGUGCUUCUGACGAAAAAGUGAUCGAAGAAGUGUUGACUGAUACAUAUUUAAACACAUCCGAUUCCGAUUCCUCAUCUGAUGAAGACGAUGAUGAUGAUGAUCUCGAUGUUAUCACAAUACAACGGCCACAACCACUUCAAGAUCCUGAAAAAGUACAAUCUUUUGUGAAACGCAUGCUUAAUUCAGUUGGUAAACCUCGCCUGGUGAACAAACUCCUUAUGCGACUAAAAAUGACCAAUGUGGAUAAUUCUCAUGGAAGAGAGAUAUUGAAAAUGAUUGUAAGAUUGCAUGGAUUGAAAAUGUUGAAAUUCUGGUUAGGAGAAUGGAAAAAUAACGAAACUAUUGUUUUGAAGGCCUUGCAAGUUUUAGAAAAACUACCUUUAGCAAACAGAAAUGGAUUGGAAGAUUGCAAAUUAUUUCAUGUGGUACACAAAUUUAUAAAUCAUGAAAAUGAAGAAAUAAGUGGAUUAUCACAGUAUUUAUUGGAUGAAUGGAGUGAUUUAAAAUGUGUUUAUCGUAUACCAAAGAGAGCUCAUGUCGAGUUAAUUCAGCCCGCUAUUGAUGAAGAAGAUAUACUAGAAGAGCAAAUGGACAUAACAACAAAAAAAAUUACAACUCUUUCCAAGAAGAAAAAGAAGAAGACGAGGUAUGAAUCGAGCAGAGAAUUUUUUGAUCCAGACAACGAUUACUUCGAAUAUGUUUCUAUCGAUGCGACUCAAGAAGAAAUUACAUUUAAAAUGCGAUAUCCGCCUCAAUCUCUUAUUCCAACCGCUCCCAAAGCCAUGUUGGAUCCAUCCACUUCAACUAUUCAAUUUUAUACAGAAUAUUAUCAAGAUCCAUAUAAUUAUAGCCAAUUUUAUUAUGAGGCUGCUGCUGCUGCAGAAGGUAUGACUUUGCAAGAGUAUUACUACGCAUUCCAACAACAGACACUUAAAUUACCGUUAAAUUGGCAAAUGGCCGUGACAAAUGAUGGAUCCGUUUAUUAUUAUAACAUUUCGACACAGCAGACACAGUGGGAAAUACCAAUAGAAGAUCAGCCUCAACAAAUAUCAAUCGAAGGUGUUGCGGAUCCACUGCAGUUGGAAGGAUUGGUAGAACAAGCUAUAUUAGACUCAGAAGAAAUUAAGAGAAAACGGCUCUUGCUAGAUGAUCAUAGUAGUACGGAAAGCCCGAAGGAUGAAGUAUCGACUAGUGGCUCGAUAGAUGAAAACGUUUCCUUUUUAAAUGAUGUGGAUUUGAAAAGAGAAGUGGGUAAAAUUGUAACUAAAUAUCUUAGUUCAAAAAAGCAAGCACUGUGGAAAGGUGACAAACAUUUAUUUAAAGAAUUGGCUAGAAAGGUAACACACCAUAUUGUAGAUAAGGAAACCCAGUCGGAUAGAAAAAUAAAAGCGAUGGACACUCCACUACGUAUAAAAAUCGAAAAAUUUAUCGAUACGUACGGCACAGAUUAUGUGGCAAAAUUAACACAGUCAAAACUUAGUAUAUCUUCAAGCAGCUCACCGUCGACUCGCUAA